AUGUCUGUCUUCAAUAGUUCUACCCUAUACCCUCGCUUCUUCCUGACAGGCCUCUCGGGCCUUGAAAACAGAUAUGGCUUGAUUUCCCUCCCCAUCUUUUUGGUUUAUGCCACCUCAAUUGCUGGAAACAUUACUAUCCUCUUCAUUAUCAGAACCGAGUCUUCCCUUCACCAACCAAUGUACUACUUUCUAUCGAUGCUAGCACUCACUGACCUGGGCCUAUCUACCACUACCUUGCCUACUAUGUUCAGUGUCUUCUGGUUCCAUGCCCGGGAGAUCUCUUUCAAUGUUUGUCUGGUCCAGAUGUACUUCAUUCAUGUUUUUUCAAUUAUUGAAUCAGCUGUGUUGUUGGCCAUGGCCUUUGACCGCUAUGUAGCAAUUCGAGAACCCCUGCGCUAUGCAGCCAUUCUAACCAAUGGCGUAAUCUUUGGUAUUGGGCUGGCCAUUGCUGGAAGGGCCUUGGCUCUGGUCUUUCCAGCUUCCUUCCUCCUUAAGAGGCUUCAAUAUUGUGCUGUCAAUAUUCUCUCCUACCCCUUCUGCCUGCAUCAGGACCUCAUAAAAACAACUGUAUCCAGCCAUCGGGUGAGCAGCAUCUAUGGCCUCAUGGUGGUCGUCUGCUCCAUGGGACUUGAUUCAGUGCUUCUCCUUCUCUCCUAUCUCCUUAUCCUGUGCACAGUGUUGAGCAUAGCCUCCAAGGCAGAGAGAGUGAAAGCCCUCAAUACUUGUAUCUCCCACAUCUGUGCUGUACUCACUUUCUAUACACCAAUGAUCGGGCUGUCUAUGAUCCGUCGCUAUGGGCAGAAUGCUUCCCCAAUUGUCCACGUGCUCAUGGCCAACGUCUACUUGCUGGUUCCACCUCUUAUGAACCCUAUUGUCUACAGUGUCAAGACCAAGCAGAUUCGUGACAGAAUCCUCAAGAAAUUCAAGAAACAUAAAGUUUAG
Galeopterus variegatus (Sunda flying lemur) is the source of this 942-nucleotide messenger RNA. Its product is annotated as olfactory receptor 51G2-like. NCBI's taxonomy places the organism in Eukaryota, Metazoa, Chordata, Mammalia, Dermoptera, Cynocephalidae. Bases 1 to 942 code for a protein of 313 amino acids. The transcript has a single exon. Gene Ontology annotation, biological process: G protein-coupled receptor signaling pathway. Gene Ontology annotation, molecular function: G protein-coupled receptor activity; olfactory receptor activity. Gene Ontology annotation, cellular component: membrane. The record is from RefSeq and is a predicted model, not a curated record.